Rosa chinensis is the source of this 4093-nucleotide messenger RNA. RefSeq lists its product as uncharacterized. The transcript is spliced from 12 exons. Gene Ontology annotation, biological process: DNA repair. Bases 123 to 3434 code for a protein of 1103 amino acids. Lineage: Eukaryota; Viridiplantae; Streptophyta; Magnoliopsida; Rosales; Rosaceae. Gene Ontology annotation, molecular function: phosphoric diester hydrolase activity; zinc ion binding; hydrolase activity, acting on acid anhydrides, in phosphorus-containing anhydrides. Gene Ontology annotation, cellular component: nucleus. The record is from RefSeq and is a predicted model, not a curated record.
GUAAAAUCACAAGCGCGCAAAAACGGAAAGAAAAAUUUGGAGGGAAAUUAAAAAGAGGGGCUCCUUCUUCCCCUCACAUUAUAUUCACCAACUGUAAAUUCCAUCAACACGGAUUCGCUUUCAUGAAAGAUUCAUCGCCUUAUAGCCAUGACUCUAAUCCUAGUAUUAAGAAUAAGAGAGUCCGAACCCAUAGCUCCCUCAUUCCUUGUAAGAAGCCGCGAACCCCGAGACCUCUCGGCGAACCAACCACGACGGCGGCGCUACUCGAAUUGAAGCAUCUCGACGUCCCUCUCACGUCUUCGGCGACCGAUUCUCCGGUCAAUUUCAUCCGCCUCCACCCGGAUCGGCCUUACACCAUCGGCCGGAGCCCCCGCCGCUGCGAUUUCGUGUUCGCCGACCGCCGCGUCGGGAGUCGACAUUGCCAGGUUUUUUAUGAUUUUUUGAAUCGGAAAUUGUGUGUUGUUGAUGGAGCGCUGGUUUCGAUUUCUCAAUUUAAGAGUCGGAGUGGUGGUGGUGUAGGUAGGGCUUCGUUGAAUGGGGUUUUUGUGAAUGGGAUUAGGGUUAGGGGAGGUGAGGCGGUGGAGUUGAGCGAUGGAGACCAGGUCUCGUUUGCUUGUUCAACUGGAAAUUGUUGUAGCAAUCCGGUUCGGAUUGGAUUUGUGAUUCAUAAGAUUGUUUUUGAGGAAAUGUAUGUAUCAGAUAACUCCCAAGGAUCUGUAAUUGUAUCAAAUCCUAAGGGAUGUAAAAGGAUUUUUGCUUCUAGGGCCGACGGUGCGUCGUCUUCCCUCUUUACAAGAGCGAGCUUUCUCUUGAGUGAGUGCAGACGAAUUUUGCGUAGUGAUGACCCUAUAUCCUACAUUAGGACACGUUGUAGAUAUUCUUUUGGCAAUGGAUUCAGUAUAGAUAAUGUGAUUCGAGCUCCGAGUUCUGAUAUUAGUAGAUCCGGAGUAAAGCGGAAAGGAUCAAUGCUAUGUGAAACCUCACAGAUUUGUUGCAAUGUGAAAAGUAAAGUGCAGUCAACUUCAGUGAUGCAGCACUGUGAUAGAGUAGUGUCUUCAGAAUCAAACAGUGACCUAGCUGCUGUCUGUGUGCAAGGUGAUGAUUUAGAUAUGCAAGACGAUGAAGUCCAAGUUCCUUCUGACACUCGUGUUGCUGAUGGAAAUUUUGGGACUUCAUCUUUCAAUUUGAGAAGUACGGAUAAUCUUCCUCAUGUUGGCGAUUUUGUUAAGGAUAAGACUUGCAGCAAGAAUGUUGGUCUACAACCUGGCAAGAACUUCUACCUGAAUCGCCUUGCGUUUGAGGACCAGAGCUCUUCAAGUCGUCAUUCUGUUAUUUCCUUGCCAGAGCUUCUUCAUCCUGUUCAAAGUAUAUCACAAAUAUUUAUUGCAACGUUCACAAGUGACAUUUUAUGGUUUUUGUCAACCUGUGAGAUUCCUAGCCAUCUGCCAGUAACAGUUGCUUGCCAUAAUACAGAGAGAUGUUGGAGUUCAAGCACUGAAAAUAGAACAUCUGCACCUUACCCAGAAUUUCCAAACUUAGUUGUAGUGCAUCCCCCGUUCCCUGAGGCCAUAGCUUUUGGUGAAGACCUGAAAAGACAUGGCAUUGGUUGCCAUCAUCCAAAACUGUUUGUUUUACAGAGAGAUGAUAAUAUUCGUGUUAUCAUUACCUCCGCAAAUUUAGUGCCAACACAGUGGAAUGCAGUAACCAAUACCAUCUGGUGGCAAGAUUUCCCUCGCAGAAGUGCUCCUGAUUAUUCAUCACUUUUUACUCAAUUUUCCGGCAGGGAAGUAAAUCAAGACUCAAAAUCGGAUUUUGUUUCUUAUUUGGCUGGAUUUAUAGCAACUCUACUGACCGACAUACCAAGUCAGGCCCAGUGGAUUGUUGAGUUGGCAAAGUAUGAUUUUGGAGGGGCAAUGGGACAUUUGGUUGCUUCUGUACCUGGAAUCCAUUCAUAUAAAACUCCCUAUAUAAUGGAAUCCAGACACUAUGCCUGUGCUGAACGUGGUCCAUCAGGGUCAUCUGGUAUGAAAUUCCUCGGAUCAGUUGAAGCAUCUGUGGUUGGUCUAAGCUACCUCUUUCACAAUGCAACAGAUGCAAAUGGUGCAAAGCUGAAGAAACUGGCUUCAUUUCUCAGGAAAUCUUGUGAAAAUGCGAAAGAUUUAUCAAUUAUCUUAACAAGAAACACAAACAUACCCGCAGAUGCAAAUGCAGUGAGCAUUCAUGUGUCAAAUCCUAUUGAGUUCUCUGAGGGAGUAGAUCGUGUUCAACUUGGGUUUUUGCCUAGAAACAUUGCAAAAUGGGUCUCUCCACUCUGGGAUAUUGGAAUGUUUAGAUUCUCUGGUUAUGUCUGUCCUAAGGAAGCCCUUGGAGCAGCUUUAGGAGGAAACAACAAGAAAGUACGGCUGAUACUACAUGUGUUAGAGGGACCAAAAUUUCAAGAUAUAUCAAAGAUGAUGCAACCUCAACAUGUUAUUGCAUUAUGCUCUUUGGUUGCGGCAAUUGAAAGGUGUACAGGCCUCUGGCGCCUGCAGGAGGUUUUAGGUCAAUAUAAAUGGCCUGAAUCGCUUGACUCUGAGUUUGUUUAUGGUGCAUCUUCAAUUGGGUCAAUCAAUGCAAAAUUUUUAGCCGAAUUUUCAGCAGCUGCAGGAAAGAAAUCAUUUCAGUUUGAUUCUGAGGAGUCUGAUCCUGAGUGGGGAUGUUGGAAUGCUCGUCAUGAAUCAAAAGAUCCAUCCAUUAGAAUCAUUUUUCCAACCAUUGAAAGAGUGAAGAAUGCACGUUGUGGAAUCUUUCCUUCAAAGCGUGUUCUUUGCUUCUCUGAGAAAACAUGGCAAAGGCUGAGGACAGUAGAUAUACUUCAUGAUGCAAUUCCUUAUCCUUGUGAUAGAGUAGGACAUCCAAUGCAUACCAAGGUGGCAAGAAGACGGUUCCAGUCUAGGACAGAUGCAUCUUCAUGUGGUUGGGUUUAUUGCGGGUCACAUAACUUCAGUGCAGCUGCCUGGGGACGUUCAAUUUCUACUCCAUCUGGUUUAAAAACGAAUGGAAGAGGGAAUGACAAUUCUUCUCUGGAUCAGAUGCUUCAUAUUUGCAAUUAUGAACUUGGGAUCAUUUUCACCUUUCCCCAAACAGAGACAGACAGUAGUGCUUAUCAAAAGAGCACAAACUUGGAUGAUAUUGUUUUGCCAUUUGUGGUGCCUGCUCCAAAAUACAAGCGAGGAGACAGGCCAGCAACAACGCUGGCUAUGUGGCAGGCACUAUCUGAACUUUCUGAAAAAGAGAGAGAAAAACAUAGACAAGAAGAGAUGGAGGCGGAAGCUAUGGAAGAGAUUCUAGAUGAAGAUGAAGUUGUUGAGGCAACGGAUUAUGUUGAUAAAGAGAAAGAAGAUGAGAAGGCUUACGCUGAGAUUCUUUGGAGCCAAUCAUCUCAGAGCUGUUGAAGUCCUGUCUGAAGUGAAAUGCUUGAUACUAUAAGCAGAAAGAGUUGACAACCAAUGUAUAACUGCUUAUUUAUGAAGAUAGGAAGUGCAUCUCUCAGGAAGAUGUGUGCUAUGCAAGAAGUAGGUAGUGUUUCAGAACUCAUCAGAUCAUUAGCGUGGGACACUGCACUAGGAAUCUUCCCAGGAUUGGCUUGAGGUGAGAGAAUGGCCCAUUUUAGGUGGACAAUCGUCUAUGAGAUUUGCUUCUGUGAGUGAAUGGAAUCUCUUCAAAGAAUAAGGCAAGUGCUUAAUGUCUACCUCUACUUUGAAGUUGUCGGAUCAUUAUAGGCUAAAAUGAAAGAAUGUUCGGGCAGAGUGGUACUGUCAUUGCUCCUUUAGUCGUUUCACCUUUGAUCAAGAGCUGCUAGCCUUCCACGUAAGCAGGACCUGGGAAAGUGGAAAGUCAGCUGAAAAUGGUCUCUGCUUCUUGAAUUACUGGUAUCCCCUUUGCCCUUCUGCAUCACGUUGUAUGAGUAUGAUAUCUGAAGACAUCUUUAGGUUAUAGGUUGCAAGCUGAGCCAAACUUUUUCAUAGGGCUCAAAUUGAUAUUUUCUUUUGGGUUAGAGGCUCAAAUUGAUAAUUAACAAAAGUAAGUUGGGUAUCAAAUUGAACCCAUCACA